Uranotaenia lowii is the source of this 1755-nucleotide messenger RNA. RefSeq names its product putative serine protease K12H4.7. The transcript is spliced from 2 exons. The coding region runs from base 126 to 1643 and encodes 505 amino acids. Lineage: Eukaryota; Metazoa; Arthropoda; Insecta; Diptera; Culicidae. Gene Ontology annotation, biological process: proteolysis. The record is from RefSeq and is a predicted model, not a curated record. Gene Ontology annotation, molecular function: dipeptidyl-peptidase activity; serine-type exopeptidase activity.
UAACCGAUUGACGAACAAAAACUGAAGCUCAGUCCGAUUCGGGAAGCCGAUCGCGAAAGAUCAUUUCUAACGGUUUCAAACAGUGAAAGUUCUUAAAUAGUGGUCACAUAGUACACUUAAGCAUAAUGUCCUCCGCCAGCACCAUAGUCCUGUGGCUUCUGGUGGGAAGUGUUUUGCUGCUGGAACCGGCCUUUGCUUGGAAAAGAUUUUGGCGUGGUCGAAAGUUUACCAAAGAUGAACCGAGUCGUGAUACCAAAUUGUAUUCUUCCGGUUUGGAUCAGAAUGUGCAGACUUUAUGGUUCGAUCAAUUGUUGGACCAUAAUGAUGCUACUAAUCCGACAACUUGGAAGCAACGGUACUAUGUGAAUGACAAAUUCUUCAAACCCGAUCAGAAUGGGCCGGUGUUUUUGAUGAUUGGUGGUGAGGGAGAAGCAACGGCCAGAUGGAUGUCCGAGGGUGCGUGGAUUCACUACGCUGAAAAGUUCAACGCCCUCUGUUUCCAGCUGGAGCAUAGAUUCUACGGCAAAAGCAAGCCAACGGCGGAUCUGUCAACUCGUAACCUUACUUACCUGACUUCGGAACAGGCCUUGGCUGAUUUGUCGUACUUCAUCGAGUCGAUGAACCGAAAGUACAAUCUGACUCCCGAAAACCGCUGGAUCUCAUUCGGUGGAUCUUACCCAGGAUCACUGGCCGCAUGGCUCCGGGAGAAAUAUCCGCAUCUUAUCCACGGAUCCAUCAGUAGCAGUGGACCACUGCUGGCCAAGAUCGAUUUCAAAGAAUACUUCCAGGUGGUCAUUGCCUCCCUACAGAGUUAUUCAAAGGAUUGUACCGGAUACAUCCAAACGGCAAUGACCCAGAUCGAAACUAUGCUGAAACACAUGGUCGGUCAGCGCAGCCUGAGCGAUAAAUUCAAACUUUGCGAUCCGGUGGAAAAGUCCAUCUCGAACCCCCUGGACAUCCAGAGCCUUUUCGAGACGGUGGCCGGCAACUUUGCCGGCGUGGUUCAGUACAACAAGGAUAACAGCCCCCAUGCCAAGAUCACCAUCGAUCAGGUUUGCGACGUGAUGGCCAACCAGACCAUUGGACCACCAGUUACUCGUCUGGCCGCCGUCAACGCCAUGGUCAUGAAGCAGGAUAACGUGACCUGCCUGGAUUACGUGUACAGCAAGACGAUCAAGCAGAUGCAGAACGAGUCCUGGGAAUCGGGUGUGGCCAAUGGAGCUCGCCAAUGGACCUUCCAAACGUGUAACGAGUUCGGCUUCUACCAGACCUCGGGCCAGACCGGUUCCGUUUUCGGAGACCGCUUCCCGGCGGAUUUCUUCGUGCGUCAAUGUGCCGACAUCUACGGGCCCCAGUACAGUGAGCAAACGUUGAUCCGAGCCGUGGAGCGUACCAACACCAUCUACGGAGCCCUGAAUCCUUCGACCACCAACGUGCUGUACGUACACGGUUCCAUCGAUCCUUGGCACGCCCUAGGGCUGACCGAAUCUAACAGCAUCCAGCAGCCGACGAUCUACAUCGAGGGAACCGCCCACUGUGCCAACAUGUACGAACCCAAGGAGGACGAUUUCCCACAGCUGAAGGAGGCUCGGGAACGGAUUGUCGCCUUUAUCGGAUCUCUGUUGGAUCAGCAUGUCGAUUGAUGAGGAUACCUACUUCUGGAAACUGAAAUUUGAAGACAGUUUUAAAAUUUGAGUCUGGAGUUUUUCUGUUUAUUGUUAAAAUUAGAUUAAUAAAAAAAACAGCAACAAUCAA